AUGCGGUUCAUACUUCUGUCCGCGGCGACAUCUCUAUGCGCUGCUGUGAUUAUUCCCGAUCAAGAGGUUUUGGCCGAUGAUGCUAGUUUACUUGCCAACAAUGAAUCCGGUCAAGACGAAGACACCGAGGUCGAUUCUUGGUGGCUGAGAAUGACCGAGCUAUCUCAAAAUAGCAAUCAACCGGCUACGGAGGUUGCGAUGGGCUUGCUGGGUCUUGAUCCGAUAAGGAAUGGGUUCCGGGAUAUGGCGAGAAUCCCGGUUAUGGAGACGCAGACAGAGGGCCUGACAGAGGAGGUGGUCCGGAUCCACGUGAAGAUCCUAGUUGGGGUGGCGGUCCUCCUGAUCGUGGCCCUGGCUGGGGCGGUGGCCCUCCUGAACGUGGCCUCCCUGGAUAUGGUGAUGGUCCUGGCUGGGGAGGCGGUCCCCCUGAUCGCGGUCCUCCGGGCUAUGGCGGUGGUCGACCAGGUUAUGGGGGUGGCCCUGGCUGGGGAGGCGGUCCUCCUGAUCGCGGUCCUCCGGGCUAUGACGGUGGUCGACCAGGUUAUGGUGAUGGCCCUGGCUGGGGAGGCGGUCCCCCUGAUCGCGGUCCUCCAGGCUAUGACGGUGGUCGACCAGGUUAUGGGGGUGGCCCUGGCUGGGGAGGCGGUCCUCCAGAUCGCGGUCCUCCGGGCUAUGACGGUGGUCGACCAGGUUAUGGGGGUGGCCCUGGCUGGGGAGGCGGUCCUCCAGAUCGCGGUCCUCCAGGCUAUGGCGGUGGUCGACCAGGUUAUGGGGGUGGCCCUGGCUGGGGAGGCGGUCCUCCUGAUCGCGGUCCUCCAGGCUAUGGCGGUGGUCGACCAGGUUAUGGUGAUGGCCCUGGCUGGGGAGGCGGUCCCCCUGAUCGUGGUCCUCCAGGAUAUGGUGGCAGUCCUGGAUGCGGUCCCGGUGGAGGUUGGCCUGGAAAAGAUCCCGGUGACGGAGGUGGUCCAGGCGGAGGUGGAUGGCCCGGUGGUGGUGAACCCGGCGGGCCAGGUCCUGGAGGAGGUGGUGGCAGUGGACCUGGAGGAGGCGGAGGCAGUCCCGGUGGAGGUGGUGGAUGGCCCGGUGGUGGUGGAAGUGGCCCUGGUGGAGGAGGUGGCAGCGGUCCUGGAGGAGGGGGAGGACCUGGCGGGGGAGUUGGAUGCCCUGGUGGUGGGGGACCUGGCGGAGGUGGUGGUAGUGAACCUGGGGGUGGCGGAGGAAGCCCCGGCGGAGGAGGAAGAGGGGGUGGUGGUGGAAGUGGUCCUGGAGGAGGUGGCGGUCCUGGAGGCGGCCCUGGAGGUGGUAGAGGAUGGCCUGGGGGCGGAGGACCUGGAGGAGGCCGCUGUGACCCUGGAUGGGGCGGUGGUCUUCCAGGAUAUGGUCGCGGUCCUGGGUAUGGAGGUCCAGGAAGGGGAUGUUGCUGCCCCGAAGGCCCUGGACGCGGUGGUGAUAGCGGACGAGGCAAUGACGGCUGGCCUGGAGAUGGCAGAGCUCAUCAACGAGAGCCGAAAGACCUUUCGACUAGCCGAGCUCCUCAAGAACCAUGACGACUUGGUCACGCUGCUCAAUAGCAGCGAGGGAAAUUAUACCCUCUUGGCCCCGACCAACAGUGCUAUAGACAGGCUCCUUGACCGUCGACAUCAGCCUUCGUUCAUCAAUGAGCUUCUGCAGUAUCACAUCUUGCCGAAGAGGCUUGAUUUUCGUCGAGUGAAGAAUCAGCAGACACUGCCCACGGCACUGAAUGAGACCAGCUUGGGUAAGAAUAUGCCACAACGCAUUGUGGCGAGCAGACAUCAGCGCCAGGUCGUAUUGAACGGGGCGAGUGAGGUCAUUGCAGGUGAUAUAAUUGGAAGCAAUGGCAUUCUCCACCAGAUCAACACGCCCCUAAUCCCACCACCAAACACAAGCACGAUUCUCAGACUCCUUCCAGAUCACUUCAGCACCUUUGCCUUGGGUCUUGAAAAGGCAGAGCUGGCUCACCAUCUGACGGGUGACAUUAAGCACAGCGGCACGACAUUCGCCCCGACGAAUGCUGCUUUCAAUCGUCUUGGACCACAUGCAAACGAGUACCUUUUCUCAGAGGGCGGCAAGAAAUGUCUGCAAGCCUUACUGCGGUACCACCUUGUUCCGGACCGCACAUUGUAUUCAGACAUCCUGUACGAUCAGCAUGGACACAUGUACGAGUUCGGAUCCGGUAAGAGAGGCGCUUCGGUUCAUAUAAAACUGACGACGCUUUUGAAAAAUCGAAAGCUCAGCGUCGAUGUUUCGUGGCCUGGUAUGUCUGUUGUCAUGCGGAUAAAUGGGGUUGACACGAUCAGAGUCCAUGAUGUUUUGGCGCGGGAUGGCGUUUUACAUGUUUUGGACCAAGUAUUGGUGCCGCCAAAGAAGCUUCAUGUUGGUGAGAAAGAUGGUCUGGAAGAGAUAUCGAUGGAAACGUUGAAAGAUAGUUUCGAUGAAUGUAAGGGGAUGCCCCGGGCGGAGCUGUGA
This is a messenger RNA of Penicillium argentinense, 2487 nucleotides long. Its product is annotated as fasciclin domain-containing protein. Gene Ontology annotation, biological process: macroautophagy. Lineage: Eukaryota; Fungi; Ascomycota; Eurotiomycetes; Eurotiales; Aspergillaceae. The record is from RefSeq and is a predicted model, not a curated record. Bases 1 to 2487 code for a protein of 828 amino acids. The transcript has 4 exons. Gene Ontology annotation, cellular component: fungal-type vacuole membrane.